Molecule: messenger RNA, 2235 nt
Organism: [Candida] anglica
Lineage: Eukaryota; Fungi; Ascomycota; Pichiomycetes; Serinales; Debaryomycetaceae
Source: the annotation of a GenBank genome assembly
AUAACGAUGGCAUCUUUGACAGAUCUGUUCCCCUUGGUGACGCUUCCGCGUAUUUCCGAUAUCAGAUUAGCACAAAAGGCAGUGGUGGCACGUCCUAGAUUGGCCAACCAAGUUGUUCUUGAUGUUGGGAUAUCUAGAUCUGCAAUUUGCAGUUAUAUUUUGAAGCCUACCCCUAAAUUGGUAUGGUCUCAUGCAUUAUCUCCAACCACCGUAGUCGAUUGCAUUGAUGUGGUUGAACUUGAGCUGUCUGCGAAGAGAUUUGCCGUUGGUUUGACUGACAGAAAGUCUCAUAAGCUCUUGUACAUCUUGAGAGAUGGAGAAACUACUUCCACUAAAACCAUCAAAACAUCUUCGAAGAUCAUUAGUACCUCCUUCAGUUCCGAUAGGGAACACGUAUACCUUGUCUUGGAAGACUGUACUAUGCAAGUGUACAAGUUCAGUGUCGAUAAUGAACAAGAUGAUGAAGACAAUGUAGAAAUAGAUGAAAACAUUAAUGAACCAAUCUAUUCCAACCUCAACAAAUUGAGAAACUCCCAUGUAUUAUACCAUGAGUUCAUAGAUGAAGGUUUUGGUCUUGGUGCUAAAGACGGUCUUUUACUUUUGGUUGAACUUGUCAACAAGAAGGUUCAAGUUCGUCUUUUAUCUUUGGAUUUGGUUAAUUCUCUUGAAGUAAAGACUUUUGUCCUUGAAGAAGUUUAUGAUGACUCUCACUUUGCAUACGAGUCCACCAGUGGUGUUUUGUACCGUUACCUGGUUAAAUCAUCAACUCUUAGUACUUAUGCUUUACCAAACUUCAAACUCGUUAAGACCAUAUCACUUGCCAAAAGAUUCCCAUCAACUUCUGCUGAUUCGGUUUCUAUUGCUUGUCCAGCUCCAUCUAGAUUAUUACUUUCCUUUGAUGAUUCCGUUUAUCUUCUCAACACAAAAUAUGAGUCAAUUUUGGACGUUCAUCAACAAGAAGAUUCCAAUAAACUUGUCAUUCAAUCAACAUUAUCGGUCAAGGGUAAUUCUUUGAAGACUAGUAACACUUUUGCAGUCUACUUGAGUCACAACAGCAAAAAGAAUGACACCAAUUUGAACAUAAUCAAUGUCAAUGUGGGUCUUGGAACUUUAAAUGAAUGUCUUGGAAAGGGAUUUAAUCAAAUUUCUACCCCUAAAACAUCCACCACAGCUAACAUUUCUCUGACAUUCCAAGGAUUGUCUGAUUUGCUUCAAGAUCAAUUUGUAGCUGAAUCCUCAAAAUUAUCUGUUGAAUUAUCAGAAAUCUACACCACUUUAAAGGCAGCAUACGAAGAAGAAAGUAUUAAUAAAUGGGAAAGAAUUGUCAUCCCAUACCUCAAGGGAGAAUCUUGGCAAUCCAUUAAGAAAUCUGUCAGUGCCAACAAACCAUACAAGAAGAAGAAUUAUGAGUUCCAAGUAUUUGAAGUGGAAAAGGAUAGAAUCAUUGAUUAUAACUUUAUUCAUGCGGUAGUGUCAUUGAUUUUCGACAAGCCAUCAUCAGAUGGAUCUUUACAAUUCAAGUCUUCUUUCGUUCCUGAACAUUCUCUUACCUAUUUACUCACUCAUCCAUUGUAUCCACACGAAUACGCCAGAGGAUUAUUGGCCCUUUUCGAUAGUGUUCAAAACUUGAGAUUACUUAGACAAGCAGUUAUUACUUGUCCUAACUUGUCAUGUCUUGAAAUUACCAAGCAAUUACAAAACUCCAAUGAUGAAAUCUUCCAAGAUGUAGUCAACAGACUUAUUGACGAAUAUUCUGUAAAUCAAAUCACCUCUACAUUGUUGGAUAUCUUGAAGAGCUCAUCCAAUUUUAAUUUGGAAUAUGUGGUAAAGAAAUGUUUUGCAUUGGAUAUUGGUUGGGAAAUCAUUCCAGCUGUUAUUGAUGCCGGUGGACUUUUUGGAUGGUCUCAACUGUUGAUUGAUAAUGUUAUUGAAGAUGUUGAAAAUCAAUUGGAAUCAUUGAAUCAAAAUAGUUACAAUUUAACCUUGACUAGUCAAGCACUUUUGCUUAAUAGUACCCUGGAUGUCAAUAAGAAAUCUAAGAAAUCCAAGAAGCCAAAGAAGAAGCUGCAAUCACAACAGAAGGAGGAUGAGAACAUUAUCGAAUCAAAUAAGCAACAAGACCAACUCAACUCAAUCUUGACGAUUAACAAUACUUCUAGAAAGAAUUUACUUGAUGAUGGAAUUUCUAUUUCAAAGAAGAUUCCAUUCUACUCGGUAGAGAAAUUGGUGUUAUAA